CCCACGACUGUUUCAAAGAUUCUGGCGUCAAAGGACGUAGAUGUGUACUAUGGUGUAACGGCAAUGAUCGAGAAGAGAACGACCGCUUGGCCAUAAUCUCACAGGUUCCUGACAGCGAGCCAAAACAACAUCUGGGGUUCUUGAUCUUCUUCUCAAACUGCCCUCAAGAUUAAAACGAUCCAUUUUGUCAUGCCCAAGACCAAUACCGAUCAACAUCUUCUCACUCGUGGCUGAGAUCAUCCAACUCACUCUCUGCCUCCUUGAGCUCUUCCUUGACCUUUGCCUGGUGUGCCUAGAUGGUGAAUCGAGGACACGGCUGGGGUUCGGUAGACUGCUGACCCUCUGUGGCAUGCGGCCUUCACUGAGCAACAGGGGGCAGCCAGCUCCCAGAUUUGGGGAGUGGCGUAGAGAUGAUGAGAGUGGAUUUUCUAUGUCGGUCGAAAUAGAGCUCGUAGAUGGCGGUGGCCGUCGAGGUUUCCGCGUUGGCUUCCCCUUCGCCAGCCUCUGCUGCUUUCUCGUCUCGUUCUGCGAAACAAGUAGCUAGCCAGCACUUCGACUGGCUCUACCCACAUGUCGCCAUCAAUGGCGGCCUGGGGGAAGGACAUGAUGCUCAUGUUGAUGGUGAAUCUUUCCGUAUCUUUGAUUGGCAACGAGUUGCUCAGAGUUGAUCGGAUUGGCUAUCCAGCAUGCCAGCAAACCUCAAAGGCAUCAUGUUCCUGCGAGAACUCCCACCCCGAUGAAUCGGC
Messenger RNA from Trichoderma citrinoviride, 746 nucleotides. RefSeq lists its product as hypothetical. Bases 456 to 668 code for a protein of 70 amino acids. NCBI's taxonomy places the organism in Eukaryota, Fungi, Ascomycota, Sordariomycetes, Hypocreales, Hypocreaceae. The transcript has 2 exons. The record is from RefSeq and is a predicted model, not a curated record.